GGUGUGCUUCUUCUCACGGGCACCGGCGAGGGCCAAACGCAACAACAUGAGUUCACAGAGAGGAAACGUGCAGCGAUCGCGGCCUCAGAAGCACCGGAAUGCUAGCGUGUUUAGGAACGACAAGUAUGAGAGCAACCACCUCACCAAGAAACUUAAUUCAAAGUUACAUGAUGGAGUUUGCCAGAGAUGCAAAGAUGUUUUGGAAUGGAGGGUAAAAUUCAGCAAGUACAAGCCUCUUUCGCAACCUAAAAAAUGUGUCAAAUGUCUACAGAAGACUGUGAAAGAUUCGUAUCAUAUCAUCUGCAGACCAUGUGCCAUGCAACUUGAAAUAUGUUGCAAAUGUGGAAAAGAAGAAGACAUUGUGCUACCGAUUGUGCCAAAAUCACAGCUCACAGAGGAUGGAUCUACAGCACACAAUGAAGAGGAUAAAUGUGAUGAUGAGGUAGAGGAGGAUGAGGUAGAGGAGGAUGAUUUUGAUUUAAAGUCUUCUUCUGAUGAUGAUGAUGAUGAUGAUGGUUUCUCUGAAGAAAAGAAAAAAGGGAGGUCUAAGUCUAAAGCUACAAUGCACACCGUCGGUUAACAUACUGGUAAAAAGGACAGUGACUAAGGAGCCCAUAUUUCUAAACACUUCAUCAGAAUCACGUUGUACAAUAAACUAUUUUCUUAUG
Molecule: messenger RNA, 668 nt
Organism: Pelobates fuscus (common spadefoot toad)
Lineage: Eukaryota; Metazoa; Chordata; Amphibia; Anura; Pelobatidae
Gene: C5H9orf85
Product: chromosome 5 C9orf85 homolog
Exons: 4
Coding region: 47-580 (177 amino acids)
Source: RefSeq, a predicted model, not a curated record